AUGACACCUCUUUCAUGGGAGUAUUGGAUACCAUAUUUCCAGAAAGAAGGAUUCGAGGUCCACGCCCCGGGUUGGCCGGGGGUGGACGGCCGAACGCACGAAGAGAUCCGUGCGGACCCGAAGCCGAUAUCACUUCAUCGAAUCGAAGACAUUGUAGACCAUUACGAGACAUACAUCAGGAAGCUUGCAGAACCCCCCAUCAUCAUUGGCCAUUCUUUCGGCGGCCUGUUCGCCCAAAUACUAUUAUCGCGAGGACUUGGCGCACUUGGAAUCGCUGUGUGCCCUGCGCAACCAGCGGGGAUCAUUUACAUUUCGCCAAGCACAAUAAGAACGGCGAUGCCCAUCUUCACUCACCCACUGCAUUCGGAUGCGACAGUACCGAUUUCCGAGAGUCACUUCCACUACUGCUUCGGCAACCUCGUUGCCGCUGAGGAGAGCAAGAAAUUAUGGGAGCGGUAUUGCAUACCUGCAGAUUCCCGGGUCUUAUGGCAACUAGCAACCAAUGUGACAGCUGGAGAAGCGGCGCCUCACUACGUCCAGUUUGACAAACCGGAUAGAGCACCUUUAUUACUCAUAGGAGCCUCGAAAGAUCAUAUUGUGACAGCAAGAACCGUUAGGAAGGAGUUCAAGGCAUAUAAGGGACGUGCGCCAGUGAAAUACAAGGAGUUCGGAGGCAUGAGCCAUGGUCUUAUCUUCCAAGAAGGAUGGGAAACGGGGCUCAAGGCUCAGGUAGACAAGCAGCAUAAUAGAACAUUCAUAGAUCAGCCUAGAAUCAUUGCAAGCGAAUCACGAAGAUUGUUCGGUGGAGUCGUACUGCUGAGUUGUGAAGUUGGGGUGGCACAUUGGGAGAUGACAAUCGUGAUUGGAGUUGACUGCACGUUUCACUGCUGGGCAUUUCUAAGCAAAUUCUCGGUCUUUGUACCCGUGGCAGGCCCUACUUUGACCCCAACAGGUCUUGGAGUAUCUUCGAGCGACCGUGACAUGCUAUUGGCUCCUCUCUUUCCAAAGUCUCCAACACCAUCCGCUUUUUGCAAAUGCUCCGAUAGCUUCCAUCCCAAACCCCUGGUCCUGGGUCUUUACGCCAAGGGGCAGAACAUUGCGACCUACCAAACAGGUGCUCACCUCCAUCUUUAUGAACCCACAGUAACAGUGAGAAUGGAAUGGAGGGGCUUGCUUAUGAGGGGCAGACCGCCCUCUGCAGUGCGGCAUCUGGAUAAGAUUAACUUGGUGGCCAUCUUUGUCACGCUCAACUCUAUUGUCUCAUCUGAUACUACCAAACUCUCUCCCUAG
This is a messenger RNA of Colletotrichum lupini, 1290 nucleotides long. RefSeq names its product arylesterase. The transcript is spliced from 3 exons. Bases 1 to 1290 code for a protein of 429 amino acids. The record is from RefSeq and is a predicted model, not a curated record. NCBI's taxonomy places the organism in Eukaryota, Fungi, Ascomycota, Sordariomycetes, Glomerellales, Glomerellaceae.